This is a messenger RNA of Nothobranchius furzeri (turquoise killifish), 3374 nucleotides long. It is a transcript of the gene hs6st3a, whose product is annotated as heparan sulfate 6-O-sulfotransferase 3a. The record is from RefSeq and is a predicted model, not a curated record. Lineage: Eukaryota; Metazoa; Chordata; Actinopteri; Cyprinodontiformes; Nothobranchiidae. Gene Ontology annotation, cellular component: membrane. Gene Ontology annotation, molecular function: heparan sulfate 6-sulfotransferase activity.
CUGGUGCUAUCGGCUCAGAUACCGAUCAGUGAGUGGCAGGACAGCCGAUCCGGAGCGCUCUAGAGCGGGGAUGAAUCGCUCCUCCCCGGCGCCACCAACAAGGUCGCAUCGCUAAAGAGUAAUGGGGCUAAUUUGGCACGUUGAAGAGGGAAAGUAUGUCCGGUUAGUUUAGAGAAACAAUUAAAUAGACAAGUUUGAGAAGUGGAGUGCUGCGCGGUGCGGGACGCUGCGGGGGAAAUGUUCACGUUAUUGGGACUUGAGCUCCAGCUCCAGGCGACCGAAGAGCCCCGAGCCCCGGCCGAACGCACAGGAUGAGACGGGGGCGCGAGGGCAGCCACGCGGGCAUCUCGUUAAGGUUUGUGCCGACGGCGUGAUUUACAGUUUUCCACCAUGGAGGAUAAGUUCAACAGACUCAUCUUCAUUCCCAUCGCUGCGGUCCUCUUCCUGAUGAUCGGCUACCAGUACGUGUGUCCAGCCGACAGCAACACCUGCUACUUCCGAAGCGAGGACAAGGGGCUUUUUUACAAGUCCUCCUCCGGCUUCGACUUAGUUUACACGGAGCCCGAGGCGGACGACGACUUCCCCUCCAAAAUCACGUCUAAGUUCAACUUCACAGAGCGGGACCUGGACCGGCACGUCGACUUCAACAUCCGCGGGGACGACGUGAUGGUGUUCCUGCACAUCCAGAAGACGGGCGGGACGACGUUCGGGCGACACCUGGUGAAGAACAUCCAGCUGGAGCAGCCGUGCGACUGCCUAGCCGGCCAGCGGAAGUGCACCUGCCACCGGCCGGGGAAAGCCGAGUCGUGGCUCUUCUCCCGGUUCUCCACCGGCUGGAGCUGCGGCUUGCACGCGGACUGGACGGAGCUGACGAGCUGCGUGCCGGUGGUGAUGAACAAGAAGGACAAGAAGAGCGUCCAAAAGAGCAAAAAGAGCUUCUACUACAUCACUAUGCUACGUGACCCGGUGUCGCGCUACCUCAGUGAGUGGAAACACGUGCAGCGUGGAGCUACAUGGAAAACCGCCCUCCACAUGUGCGACGGCCGCCCCCCCACUCAGGACGAGCUUCCCGCCUGCUACAGCGGGGAUGACUGGACGGGCGUGUCGCUUGCUGACUUCAUGAACUGCCCUUCUAACCUCGCCAACAACCGGCAGGUGCGCAUGCUGGCCGACCUCAGCCUGGUGGGCUGCUACAACAUGUCGUCCAUGAGCGAGCUGGAGCGCGGACACGUGCUCCUUGCCAGCGCCAAGGCCAACCUACGCAACAUGGCUUUCUUCGGUCUGACGGAGUUCCAGCGGAAGACGCAGUACCUGUUCGAGAGGACGUUCGGCCUGCGCUUCAUCCGAGCUUUCACCCAGAUCAACAGCACGCGUGCCGCCAGCGUGGGCAUCAGCGGGAAGGUACGGUGGCGCAUCGAGGGCCUCAACGCCCUCGACGUGGAGCUGUACGAGUAUGCCAAGGAGCUGUUUCUGCGGCGCUAUCAGUACAACCGCCAGAAGCAGCACCAGGAGGAGCGUCUGAGGAGGCGGCAGGAGAGGCAGCGGAUGCACAGGAACUAUCUGGUGGAGCUGUUAAGACUGGGAGGAGGAGGAGGAGGAGCGGAAGAGGAAGAGGACGAGAAGGAGGAGGUGCUACAAGGGGUGGCCACCACCGAGGAUUACAGUAGCCAGGUGGUGCGGUGGUGAGGAGAACUGACUUCUGGUCGAUUCGUCAUGCUUUACUCCUCUCCCUCCACUUCCUGUCCCACCCCCGCUGGGGUCACGGGGUCAUUGCGCUUUGUUGGACCACCAAACGGUGUCUUAAUAUUUAUGAUGGAUGUAUUUGUCAUGGCAACAUGAACAUUUUGUAUUUAUGUCUGUUUUCUUAUGGCUAUUUUCGGCGCUGCAGUCGUGAAAACUGUUUAUUUAUUCAUUAGCGAGUUCUCACAGGAAACGUUCAAUUACCACUAAAACAAAACGAGCGAGUGUUCCAGAAGCUCCUUCCCUCCAAACAACGGCAGGUUUUCAGUGUCAUAUUUGUAAUCUAGCGCCAUGUUGAUCAGUGAAAUCUUGUCGUGACUCUGUGGUGUUUGGCUUCAUAAGAGUAUCAAAGCACAAACUUGGCUAGCGGCGGUGUGUUUUCUUCUUCCCGACUGAGGAAAUAGUCAAAAGCAAUUCCUCACAGGAAACGUGUUCAAUAAAAACCUGCAGCGUCCGGGCUGAUGUGAAUUUGUACCUGAUGGACUCGCGCUCGCGCACGUGUUUCUGUCUCACUCCGCGCUCUCUCGCUGGAAAAUUUUCUGGAGUCUUCACGCGGUGCGCCGACUCCUUUGUGGUCGGGUACACCGAUGCAUGCUGAUGAGUGUCUUCUUCUCUUCUUUGCUUAGUGGAGAAGCAGAGGAGAGCAGCGAGGCUGAGAAACAAGCUGUCAGAGGCAGUUCAAGCACUCUUUCAUCACGGCGACAGAACAUUGGUAUUUGUACCAUUAGGGCAUUGAUCACCGGGCUCUUUGCUUUCAAAUUGAUCAUUUAAACUUCAAUUGGCCGUGACUCGGCUGCAGCUGGAAAUAAAAGAAGGUGAAGGCUUUUCUCUCCCUAAUUUGAGAAGCAUGCAGCUCGACGGAUGUUCCAUUUUCGCUCCAGUAGAAAAACAAUCAGGUUUAACAAAUAUCCACAGACAGAGCACCUUUAAAACUUAGGUGGAGGGGUGAUUGCCUAAUAUUAAUAUCCUUGUUCUGGUGCCAGUGAUACGCACUCCCUGACAGCUCCGUGAUUCGCUCUGGAGGAGAAAAAGGCAUGGAUGGAGAUCAGGUCGGAGGAAAAAAGGGAAAUAUUCAUUGACUGUAAUAGCUUUUCCAUUCCCAGCUGUCGACUCUGCUCGCACAGCGUGUAGAAAAGAAACAUUUUAUAAAAAUCCAUAAUGAGAAGUCUGAGUUUCACCCAGCUCGCCUGCUUGGGAACUGAUAGGCUUCUCUAAAAGGAGACAAACAAUAUAAAAGCUCCUUCUGCUGAGGAAAUCAGCAGCGAGAACGAGUGUUUGUGCCGUCUGAUGUCUGUUCUCGCACAAAAUUGUAUGCAUUGGUUUCAGAACGUGUUAAUGCUUUUCUCCAAAAUUCAGUUUUUUUCCCUUUUGAACAAAAAGCAAAACAUUGUGAAGGGGCGUGUCCAGAAAAAGUUCAGUGGGGGGCCGUAAAUAUUAUUGGGGGUUUACCAAAGUGAGAACAGCGGGUAAAUAGGUUUGAUGAACCUCUAAACUGCAUUUUAAGAGUUGUGUAUUUUUGGUCUGCCGGCAAUGGAGGUUGAAGCAAAUGGAAAAAUUUAAGGCAGUAUUUUAACUGCUGUGAGUGUUGCCCAAAAAAUGCAAACAAAUAAAAAGUUUCUUAAAUGUUAAGCAAA